CCGCCCCCCCUUUUUAUUUUCUGGCGGGCUGUAGAGGACGGAAGAGCGAAAGUGAUGGUGAGCGAGGACUGCGAGGCCGAGUUCCCCGAGCGGUUCCGCUCCUACUCGGAAAACGACAAGCACUGGCAGGCGCGGCGUGCGUUCAUCGUGCGCAAUUAUCCGCCGGGAGAUGGGGAGGCGCUCUCUCCGCUCCGCGUGGACCAGCUGCUCUCGCUCUCUAUGGUUUGGGCCAAUCACAUCUUCAUGGGAUGCAGCUACAACAAAGAUCUCUUGGAGAAGGUAACUGAAAUGGCUGAGGGAAUUGAAGUUGAAGAUGCACCACAUUUCACAACCCGCGAUGAAUUAAUGAAAAAGGGAAAAGUGUGAAUACAUUCAUACAGCUUUAGGGAAAGCUGAAAAAAACUAGAGAAUCAACACUAGUGUCCAAAAGAAGAGAUGUGAGGCUUUCAUUAUGCCACACCAUCGGCGUAACAUGGAAGACUGCAAUCCUGAUACUGCAAGAAGGAUCACUUCCAAGAUGCAUUUUCAAUAAGGCUAUAUUUACACUGGAUACUGAUUUUAAUGGGUUUUUUUUUAAUUAAAAAAAUGUAUAUCUUGAUUCAGAUUUUAAAA
Molecule: messenger RNA, 612 nt
Organism: Lacerta agilis (Sand lizard)
Lineage: Eukaryota; Metazoa; Chordata; Lepidosauria; Squamata; Lacertidae
Gene: XTBD1
Product: CDKN2A interacting protein N-terminal like
Exons: 4
Coding region: 55-366 (103 amino acids)
Source: RefSeq, a predicted model, not a curated record